Messenger RNA from Loa loa (African eye worm), 1697 nucleotides. RefSeq lists its product as hypothetical. Gene Ontology annotation, molecular function: chloride channel activity; extracellular ligand-gated monoatomic ion channel activity; transmembrane signaling receptor activity. Gene Ontology annotation, biological process: chloride transmembrane transport; signal transduction; chemical synaptic transmission. Bases 1 to 1536 code for a protein of 511 amino acids. Gene Ontology annotation, cellular component: neuron projection; membrane; synapse. The transcript is spliced from 15 exons. Lineage: Eukaryota; Metazoa; Nematoda; Chromadorea; Rhabditida; Onchocercidae. The record is from RefSeq and is a predicted model, not a curated record.
AUGCUAAUCUAUCGGAAGUCAUUAACAGUGCGGCAUGAAAUUACACGUCCUACUGCAGCAGUACUGUUUAUGUUAAUUAUGGCAUUAGCAGUGACUGAUGUUUCAUGGGCCAGGAAGCAAAAACGAAAGCCUUGCAAACGAAUGGCCUUCAAUAGACACACAACAAAUUAUCGCUCCUGGCGGGAACAGAUGACCGUUUGUGAAUUACUUGAUAACUAUGACCCUACCGUGCGACCUUCCGGAAGAAUGCCCACUAAUGACCAAAAGGGACCAGUAAUUGUGUGGACGAGUUUAGAAAUCCGUUCUAUUAGCGCAAUUAGCGAACGAAAUAUGGAAUUUGUUGCACAAUUUCGCUUCCAACAAGAAUGGUUUGAUGAUCGACUCCGGUUCACAGAUCAUAGUGAUUUCCGUAACUUCGACUUUAUUCAUGUUGCUCGUGAUCAAGUACUUUGGACUCCAGAUACGUUCUUCCAAAAUGAGCGAAACGGAUGGUACCAUAUGUUGGAUCAGGAGAACAAAUUUAUCAAAUUGCGCUCCGACGGGAAAGUCAUUUAUAAUCGCAGGUUAACGCUAAUACUGGCAUGUCAAAUGAACCUGGUUCGAUAUCCCAUGGAUGUUCAAGAGUGCCUUAUCGAUUUUGCUAGUUAUGCUUAUACAUCAAAUGACAUUGUCUACAAAUGGGAUCGUGCAGCAAUAAAAAUUGAUAAGGAUGCUAAUAAUGCUUUACCGAAUUUCCGAAUCAGUGCCUUUGAAAAUAAAUCCUGUGAUAGCACUACUAAUACAGGGACAUACAGUUGUCUUCGGGUGGAGCUUAGGCUCAGUCGUGUUUUCUCAUUCUUUCUUCUACAACUUUAUAUUCCAUCAGCAAUGUUGGUUGGAGUAUCUUGGGUAUCAUACUGGAUUGAUUGGAAAAGCACCGCUGCGCGCGUACCACUUGCAAUUGUCACCUUGCUGACCAUGAUCACCCAAUCACAUGCAAUUAAUUCGAAUCUACCUCCCGUGAGUUACACGAAGGCCAUUGAUAUAUGGAUCGGAGCUUGUGUCGUGUUUAUAUUUGCAUCAUUGAUCGAAUAUGCAGUUGUGAAUUAUGUGGGAAUUUUCGAUGAACAUCGAGAAGUACGAACGGUGACAUCCAAUCAAACACGUCUCACUAAUGUUAUCGAAAAUGGCCUUUUGUUCAGCCCCGUCGAAUGUGUUACUACUUCAUCGACAUCCUGUUUAAACAGCCCCGAAAAGAAGAGCUUAUUACGACACAGGCAAAAGCAAAAUUUUGAAGAAAAGAAACAUGAAUUGAUCAACUUCAAUUCAUCAUAUAUAAUGCACAAUCCGGAUCCUAUUUGGACAUUUCAGGACGUAUCAGAUUUAAUAUACAUUGGACAAAGGAAACGCGUUGAAUUUGUACGAUGGUGCACUUUAUUAUCAUCACGUGAACGAGCAGAAAGAAUCGAUAUAAUGGCCAGGCUAAUUUGUCCUGUAGCAUUUAUCCUGUUCAACUUUGCAUACUGGAGCAUAUAUUUGGGUGAAAUGGAGGAGUGAAGAAGAUCGUUGAGAAAAGUUGUGAUUCUACAUUAUGAUGACAGGGACAUGUUGCGCCAUCAAACGGAGUGUCGACAGCAAUAUGCGUUUGAGCAACAUCGAUUGCAAUGUUUGUUUGCAGUGAACCGAUGCAUCAAUAUCUGAUCACUUUUAGACAGGGA